CUCAGCAACAAGCCUCCGCCACGCGCACCCAUACUCAACCCCACCCCCACACGAAUACCCAUACGCACACCCACGGCCCGAGACGCGGUCACCAUCACACCCCGUCCAUCGACAUCUCCUUCGCCCCGGGUGCACCCCUCCCCGACGCCAUGUCGCCCCUCGCACUCCAACCCCGCCCAUUUCCACCGCCCACCCUCACCGACGUUCCGGUCGAGUACAUAUUCGAUCAGCUACGGAACCUCGCUCCAUAUUACUGGAAUAAGCCCGAGACCGCCGACUGUACCAUCGUAAUCCCAGUCCCAAAUAACCGCCCCCGCCCACUUCAGGCGCUUUCGACGCCCGAGUCGGCGGCAGAGCACGCAGCACGGCGACGGGCUAUGGAGUACGCGUUUAACAGCCAUCCGGCCCAUCCUCCGAUCGUGCUCAAGUUGCAUGUAGACUAUCUCACCGCGCGGUCCACGUUCCUCCGCGGCCUCUUCACUGGCAAAUCACCUCACGAGCUUCUCCAGGACUUCCGACGCACCUCCUCCUCCGGCACUGCACCGUCCUCACCGCCCCCUAUCCCCCCAUCCCGCCUCCCACGCGUCCUCCCAAAUUCGCCGCCGGGCCACCCGAUCGUCGUGCUGCCCGUGCCCGACCCAGCCUCGAUCCACCUCGUUUUCUACUGGAUGUAUCACGGCAAGACGCGCUCGCUCGAGGACUGUCUCGCGCAGGGCAUCGUCGAGUGGGAAGGCGUCGCGCGCAACGUCGAGUACCUCGGCCUCCCGAGCGAGAUCAAGAUCUUCCUCGGGCGGUGGUACGGCAACUGGCUCCUCCCCAACCCGGCGCGCGACGAGAUCGUCGCGAACCCGUUCGGCGAGGACGAUGACGAUGAUGAAAGUGAUGAUGAUGAUGACGACGACGGGUUCUCCGCGGACGAGAGCGGCAGCGAGAUGAGCUGCGGGGAGGACGACGGGAUGCCGCCCCGCCGGGAGAUCCUCGAGCGGGGGCGGAAUCGCGCCGUGCGGCCGCUUGCGCGGGGGCACCCGCCACGGCCAUGACGAUCAUGAUGCAUGAACUGAACACUAGAGUACUCGUUUUUGCUACGGUCGUGCUGGUCACGCGUCAUCCCCAGCGUCUGCGCGCACUCUCCGCUUUCUAAUAACGCCCCCAAACGCCCCGUCGUCUACCUACGAUUUCUGAUGACAUUCCCGACCCCAUACACUACUCACGCCCGUCCACGCCUACACUUACGCUCACGUUCACGGUCCUGGUUCCUCUGCACUACUGUAAAGUACAUUACAUCCGCACUUUUCAUUUUCAUCUUUCAUCUUUCAUCUUUUCAUCCUUCGCACUUCACACUUCGCACUUCUAAAUUUCACACUUCGCACUUCUAACUUCCCUUGUUUGUUGGCACCCCGGAGUCCUUUCUGCUUUGUCCCGUUUCGUCUAUCUUUAUUCAGUUGCAAUUUCAUCUCGC
This is a messenger RNA of Coniophora puteana RWD-64-598 SS2, 1459 nucleotides long. RefSeq lists its product as uncharacterized. Bases 150 to 1040 code for a protein of 296 amino acids. Lineage: Eukaryota; Fungi; Basidiomycota; Agaricomycetes; Boletales; Coniophoraceae. The record is from RefSeq and is a predicted model, not a curated record. The transcript is spliced from 3 exons.